Cucurbitaria berberidis CBS 394.84 is the source of this 1041-nucleotide messenger RNA. RefSeq names its product ATP phosphoribosyltransferase. The record is from RefSeq and is a predicted model, not a curated record. Gene Ontology annotation, molecular function: magnesium ion binding; ATP phosphoribosyltransferase activity. Gene Ontology annotation, cellular component: cytoplasm. Gene Ontology annotation, biological process: L-histidine biosynthetic process. Lineage: Eukaryota; Fungi; Ascomycota; Dothideomycetes; Pleosporales; Cucurbitariaceae. The transcript is spliced from 3 exons. The coding region runs from base 1 to 1041 and encodes 346 amino acids.
AUGGGCUAUACCAACGGUGUCAAUGGUGCGAACGGCGCCGAAGAAAUUGUGACUCGCCAGCGCCAGGGCAGCAGAAGUCUUCCGUUCUUGACUGACCUCUUGGGAAACAGCCUAAACGAUCGGUUACUCUUCGCGGUGCCUAAGAAGGGCCGCCUUCACCAAGUCUGCCUUGACCUCCUCCAGGGCUCAGAUAUCCAAUUCCACCGCCACUCGCGCCUCGAUAUCGCCCUCGUCAAGAACCUACCCCUCGCGCUGGUCUUCCUCCCCGCUGCCGAUAUUCCAACCUUCGUAGGAGAAGGCCGUGUCGACCUGGGCAUAACGGGGCGCGACCAAGUAGCUGAGCAUGAGUGCGUAGUACCCCCUUCCGCGACCACAGGCGUGGAGGAAGUCCUCGACCUCGAAUUCGGCAAGUGCGCGUUGCAAGUCCAAGUCCCGGCGAAAGGCGACUUGGCCACGCCAGAAGACCUCAUUGGCAAGAACGUGGUGACGAGCUUUACAAACCUUGCCGAGCAGUACUUUCGGAGGCUGGAAGCGGAGCAAGCAGGCACUCCGGCCGGAGAAGUGAACGGCGACACGAAGCUGAAAACGGUCAUCAAGUACGUCGGAGGAAGUGUCGAGGCAGCAUGCGCACUAGGCGUCGCAGACGGUAUCGUCGAUCUUGUUGAAUCGGGCGAGACGAUGCGCGCUGCAGGUCUGAAGGCGAUUUCCACCGUCGUCUCGUCGAGCGCUAUCCUCAUCAAAUCAAAGCGGCCGUCAGACCCCAAGCUCGUUGAAUUGAUCACGGCCAGGAUAAAGGGUGUCAUCACGGCGCAAAAGUAUGUUCUUUGCACAUACAAUAUCGAACGAUCCAAACUCGAAGGCGCCCGCAAAAUCACGCCUGGACGCCGUGCUCCUACCGUCAAUGCGUUGGAAGAGGAUGGCUGGGUCGCCGUCCAGGCCAUGGUCCUGCGAAAAGACAUUGCCAUUGCCAUGGAUAAACUGACAGUCAUCGGAGCCAGCGACCUCAUCGUGACCAAGAUUGAAAACUCAAGGACAGACUAG